Phytophthora nicotianae INRA-310 is the source of this 258-nucleotide messenger RNA. RefSeq lists its product as hypothetical. The record is from RefSeq and is a predicted model, not a curated record. NCBI's taxonomy places the organism in Eukaryota, Oomycota, Peronosporomycetes, Peronosporales, Peronosporaceae. Bases 1 to 258 code for a protein of 85 amino acids. The transcript has 2 exons.
AUGCUGAACUGCAAAGUGCCGAUUCAAUCCACGCUGCUGCUCGCUUUGCUCGGGGCUACACAAGGCGAGACAGCGACUUCAGACCCAGCAUCAGCAACAUACUCGCUGUCAGCAUUUGCCAUCGGCGACUGGGGCACAACCGUGACCAAGGGAUCCUGCUGCUCACGAUCGGCUACGUAUAACAACUACGAUAUCAAUGCUGAGGACGUUGUGGCGAAUCUGAUGGAUAUCCAGGCGGGUAAGCCUGGAGGGUCGUGA